This is a messenger RNA of Aspergillus eucalypticola CBS 122712, 816 nucleotides long. RefSeq lists its product as uncharacterized. Bases 259 to 777 code for a protein of 172 amino acids. The record is from RefSeq and is a predicted model, not a curated record. Lineage: Eukaryota; Fungi; Ascomycota; Eurotiomycetes; Eurotiales; Aspergillaceae. The transcript has a single exon.
CCGACACGGUCAAUAGAUGUCCUUGGUCGCGUCGACAUGACGGCGGCAGUCCCCGCGUCUCCGCGGGAGAAGAGCGCAAAUUGACAUCCAGGAGAUCUACGGUUAUUGUGGAUUGAUGAACCAGGAAAAGCAAUCCUGUGAAGGAGGUGGAGUCAGUGGGGUGUAUGAUAAUCUUGCGUAGGGUAAGUUGCAGGCAACUUCUUUCACGCUUGACUGAUCAACAUCACCAUCUUUCAUCGUUUGAUCUCGAAACUCACCAUGUCGAUUCUUUUGCCCGCCAAGUCUCUCUUGAUUGUCCUCAGGGUUGUGGGCUUUCUGGGCACCUGGGGUGGUACUGCCCUCGACGGCUCGACCCAGCUUCUCACCGAAGUACUGGAUGACCCCUAUGGCCGGCUCCCGGGAACCUGGAUGUUGGUCCAUCGGACAUUCACUGGCAUUCGCCUUCCACCUCUCUAUUUCAGGUGUCUCGCUCUCUACAGUAAUAUUCCCCUCUAUCUUCACCUGGGGCUAUCUCGAAGAGCUAUACCCGUCUGCCAUGUUCGUGCCCCUGCUGUUUCUACCUCCGACUUAUACUCCCGGCGACAGGGUCAAGGAAUUUCUAUUGUUGGAAGAGUCGAUCGCCUAGUGUGUGAUGUUGGUUGUCGUAGCAAUCGAGCUCCAUGGAGCAUGGUCGAGCGUCGAGCCACGCGGUGCUGCAUUCUGGUGGUCGUGGUCCCUCCUCGAUUCGCCUGGGUCAUCUCCCCUCCUCGGACCGGAGACGACGUGUUUGCUAAUUAAUUGGCUGCGGGGUGAGAUUCUGUCCGGUCAGUGUGUUGA